Messenger RNA from Desarmillaria tabescens, 1113 nucleotides. RefSeq lists its product as uncharacterized. The annotation marks the transcript as partial. The record is from RefSeq and is a predicted model, not a curated record. The transcript is spliced from 4 exons. NCBI's taxonomy places the organism in Eukaryota, Fungi, Basidiomycota, Agaricomycetes, Agaricales, Physalacriaceae.
UUACAGGUGGAAGAUACUCUCUUCCGAAUACCAAAGCACCAUUUAGUCGGAAAAUCAGAGGCGUUUGCUACGAUGUUAUCUCUACCUCAAGGCGGUAACGAACCCGAGGGGUUUAGCGACGAUAAGCCCAUCCAGCUAGCGGGUAUCAAGAAAAUCGAUUUUGAACGACUGCUUCAGAUUAUCUACCCAAUAGAUACCACGCAACAACCUGAACUGUCCAUAAAUGGCUGGAUAUCCGUUCUCGCGCUCUCCAACAUAUGGCGGAUGACGGCGGUCCGAAAGACUGCCAUCCAACGUUUAACAAACAGCCUAUCACAGAUAUCCCCCGUGGAGAGGAUCCUUCUUGGCAGAAAAUAUUCAGUCGCACCUUGGGUUUCUUCCGGAUACGAAGAACUCGCCAGCCGUACGGAAGUGGUGUCCUUUGAAGACGCGGAAAGGAUUGGUGUCGAAGAUACCCUCUUUCGAGUACCAAAGCAGCAUUUAGUCGGAAAAUCAGAGGCGUUUGAUUCGAUGCUAUCUCUGCCUCAAGGUGGCAGUGAACCCGAGGGUAUCACCGACGAUAGGCCCAUCCGGCUAGCGGGUAUCAAGAAGAUAGAUUUUGAACGACUGCUUCAGGUUCUUCAUCCCAUAGAUACCACGAAACAGCCCGAGUUGUCCGUAAAUGGCUGGGUGUCCGUUCUCGCACUUUCCAGCUUAUGGCGAAUGACUGUGCGGAAAACUGCCAUCGAGCGUUUGACGAGCAGUUUAUCGGAGAUAUCUCCUGCGGAUAGGAUCGUUCUUGGUAGAAAAUAUUCGGUCGAGCAAUGGAUUUCUUCCGGAUGUGAGGAACUCGCUACUCGUGUGGAAGUGGUGUCCCUCGAAGAGGGGGAAAGGGUCGGCUUGAGCACGGCGCUGAGGCUUGGACACAUACGAGAGUCAAAUUUCAUGGAUGGUAAUCAACAACAAACCCAAGGUUCAUAUUACUGUAGCCAUUGUGGUUAUUACCGUUGCGGGUGUAGCGGAAAUAAUUUGUCACGGCCACCAUUCAACUCGCAUGUGGUGAAGGAGAAGGUGGGGAGACUUUUCGAAGCCGAGUUGAAGGACGUCGAGGCUGAAGGAGCCGGGUUUGAGUGA